AUGGGUCUUCAUCUACGGAUGGUAACGAAGAUGAUGGUCAUUUUGUCUGAAGUAAUUUUCUUGCUUAGAGUUAGUGAUGCAACACAGAAUGCUAGCUUUGAUGAAAAUUAUAAGAUAAUUUGGGGAAAUCAGCAUGUUCAACUUCUUAAUCAAGGGCGAGAGGUUCAGUUGUCAUUGGAUAAAUCCUCAGGUGCUGGAUUUGGGUCAAAAUUAUAUUUUGGAUCGGGAUGCUUUCAAAUGAAGAUUAAGCUACCGACUAAAGAUUCCGGUGGUAUUGUUACUGCUUUUUAUUUAUUUCUAAAUAAAUCUGUUCACGAAGAAAUGGACUUUGAGUUCUUGGGAAAUCGGCCGGGCAAACCAGUCAUUUUACAAACGAACGUAUUUACAAAUGGUCUCGGUGGUAGAGAGCAAAAAUUCAGUCUUUGGUUCGAUCCUGGUGCGGAUUUCCAUUACUACAAAUUGUUAUGGAACGACCAUCAAGUUGUGUUCUUUGUAGAUGACACACCAAUAAGAGUAUAUAAGAACAACAUAAUUAGAGGUGUUGGGUACCCUAAUCAUACAUUGCAAGUGAUUACGAGCUUCUGGGAUGGAUCAAGUUGGGCUACUGAUGGUGGAAAAACAAAGGUCAAUUAUUCAAAUGCACCAUUCCACGUCAAUUUCCAAGAUUUUAACAUUGAUGGGUGCAUCUCGAUGCCUAAUAGUCCUAAUAAGGAUUGUGCUUCUCAAAAGUAUUGGUGGAACAAUAAAAAAUAUUGGCAAUUGAACCCCCAACAACUGAAAUCAUUAGAAGAUGUAAGGAAAAAGUAUAUGAAAUAUGACUAUUGUACUGAUAAGAGUAGGUAUCCUACCCCUCGUCCAGAGUGUAGUGAAAAAUGA
Molecule: messenger RNA, 876 nt
Organism: Lactuca virosa
Lineage: Eukaryota; Viridiplantae; Streptophyta; Magnoliopsida; Asterales; Asteraceae
Source: the annotation of a GenBank genome assembly